CGCCUCCAACCCCGGACAAAGGUGACCAGCCCCACACACACACACCCCGCCAUUGCAAACAACAACGGUCAUCCUCCGCUCGCCACGCUGCGCGCUGUGCUCAAUAAACCUGCUUCGCCGCAGCUGCAGACGCAACCCACCCAGCCUGAAAAAAAUCUCAAUCCUCGAGCUCCUUUGACUGACUGCAUCCCCCCCCAACCAGAUCCUACCCAUCCACACACACACCGCCGUCCAACAUAAUCCCAACAAUGGCCAAGACCGAGUCCAACUUCUCCUUCCUGCCCUUGGGCGCCAUCAUCCAGGAAUUUGCGGUGAACGGCCAGAACAUUGUGCAAGGCUUCAACACGGCCGAGCAGUACAAGCAGUACAACAAACCCUUCUUCGGCGAGACCAUCGGGCGCGUAGCGAACCGCAUCUCGGGCGCCAAGAUCAACAGCCUCAACGGCACCUCCUACAAGCUCGCCGCGAACAACGGACCGAACUCCUUACACGGAGGUGACGCAGGCUGGGGCAAGCGCGAGUUCCAAGGGCCUACUCCCCUGAACCGUAAUGGCAAAGAGGCUGUGUUGUUCAAGUACCUCAGCCCCGACGGCGAGGGAGGAUAUCCCGGCGCCGUCGAGCUGAGAAUCUGGUACACGGCCUACACUGAGAAGGUCGAGGGCGUCGAGCACACCGUGUUGGACAUGGAGUACGAGGCGGAGCUGGUGGGCGAUGACAACGUGCAGGAGACUAUAAUUGGCCUCACAAACCACAGUUACUUCAACUUGUCGGGUGCACCGACAAUUGCAGGCACAGAGGUGACUCUUUCCACAGACUAUCACCUGCCCGUCGACGACACGGCGAUCCCCACAGGCGCGAUCGAGCCCUACCCUGGCGUCACAGCCAAGCUGCCCUUUACGCUUGGCGAAAAGGAGCCUGCCAUCGACCACUGCUUCAUCAUGAACCCCGAGUUCCUGGACGUGCCAGUCGACACGCGUCCUCUGCCCAUGCAGAAGCUGGCGGCCUUUUACCAUCCAGACUCGAAGAUCCAUCUGGAGAUUCACAGCACGGAGCCCGCCUUUCAGUUCUACACGGGCAACUUCCUCGACGUGCCCGAGGUCGAUGGGAUCCCGGCGCGGGGUCGCCGCUCGGGCUUCUGCGUCGAGCCCAGCCGCUUUGUCAAUGCGGCCAACGUCGAGGAUUGGAGGGGCCAGGUGCUGCUAAAGCGCGGGCAAAAGUACGGGAGCCGCAUCAUCUAUCGUGGCUGGGCGGCCUAGGUCGAUCUAUUGUACUGCGUAGUCGAGUAGUUACCGGGGCCUUGGGUAGGCAACGAUUUGAAUGACAAUACCCCUGUUGGUACCUGAAUCACGGAGGCGGGAGUUACUUCUGGCGAUGGCGACCGUUUCACAGCACAGUCACAGACGGGCUGCCUGAAAUUGU
This is a messenger RNA of Aplosporella prunicola CBS 121167, 1419 nucleotides long. RefSeq lists its product as uncharacterized. Bases 249 to 1256 code for a protein of 335 amino acids. The transcript has 2 exons. Gene Ontology annotation, biological process: glucose metabolic process; beta-D-galactose catabolic process via UDP-galactose, Leloir pathway. Lineage: Eukaryota; Fungi; Ascomycota; Dothideomycetes; Botryosphaeriales; Aplosporellaceae. The record is from RefSeq and is a predicted model, not a curated record. Gene Ontology annotation, molecular function: carbohydrate binding; aldose 1-epimerase activity.